GAGGCCCGCCCCUUCUUAACCUGCUGCUUAUGGUGGCAAGAUCCCCUUGUGAAGCAGAAAACUAAUGUUUGCAUGUGGGGCUGUGGGAAGUAGCACUAGGCUAGUGGGGUGCGCUUUUUUCGCGGGAGUUCGUGAUAUAGCAAGCCAACAACAAGGGAUGCUGUCCUGUAUAACGGGCACACCUUUGACAUACCAGGCAUUGAGAACCUUCCCUGUGAACUUCAGAGGAAUUUCCAGCUGAUGCGAGAGCUAGACCAGAGAACAGAAGAUAAGAAAGCAGAGAUUGACAUCCUGGCUGCGGAGUACAUUGCCACAGUGAAGACUCUUUCUUCAGAGCAGCGUGUGGAGCACCUGCAGAAGAUCCAGAGUGCCUAUAGCAAGUGCAAGGAGUACAGUGAUGACAAGGUGCAGCUGGCCAUGCAGACCUAUGAGAUGGUAGAUAAACACAUCCGAAGGCUUGAUGCUGACCUGGCACGCUUUGAGGCUGACCUGAAGGACAGAAUGGACGGAAGUGACUUUGAAAGCUCUGGACCACGAAGUUUGAAAAAAGGUCGGAGUCAGAAAGAAAAAAGAAGCUCCCGGGGCCGAGGCAGGAGGACAUCAGAAGAGGAUACGCCAAAGAAAAAGAAGCAUAAAAGCGGGUCAGAGUUUACGGACAGUAUCCUAUCUGUGCAUCCGUCUGAUGUGCUGGACAUGCCUGUGGAUCCGAAUGAACCUACGUACUGCCUGUGCCACCAGGUGUCCUACGGGGAGAUGAUUGGCUGUGACAAUCCAGAUUGUCCAAUUGAGUGGUUUCAUUUUGCCUGCGUGGAUCUCACCACAAAGCCCAAAGGAAAGUGGUUCUGUCCACGAUGUGUUCAGGAAAAGAGGAAGAAGAAGUAAAGAAGAGGCCGUUGUGCCAGACUGAAGAGCAAGCUAAUAUAUUUCUUCACUCAUGUUGCAAUAUUAUCUUUCAUUUUAAAACUACCUUAUUUCGACUGAUAUUUAAUAAUUCAGUGGCCAGUUGUAAUUUUGGAUAUUUCCCAAAACAAGAAGCCACUGCACCAUUUGCACAGAACAAUCUAUCUCACAGGGACUUGCCACGGUGAUGUUGCAAGCAGGCUCCCCCAUCCCGCAACCUCCCAGCACUGGGAAUGGCCAGGCCACUGGUGGUUGUAUGUCAUUGUGUGCUGUAGGCAAAGUGCAUGGUGCAGGGUGGACACAUUUUAACAUGGUAUACUGCCACUGCUUUGUGACUAGAGGGUCAGCCUUGAGUGCCCAUGUUUUCCAGGACUUGUCUAAUGGCAUCAUGGAGGCACAGCUGUUGCUCUGUGAGCAAAGUAUUAUCAGGCGCCGCCCCUUGCUGUGCUCUGACCCUGACUGGAUACCAGGGAUUCUUGGCCAAGAUACCUCUGAUGUGUCUGGAAGUGACUGGGGGGUCUUUUCCCAGGUGGAAAUGCCCUCUGUUGCAUUGUGUGCCACCUUUUCAGUGUGAGCUUCCAGCCUUCCCUGGAGAUCCGGCUUCCGUUAGCCUCGGACUGUCAGUUAUCACAACCAGCACUGCCCAACAGCGGACAAACAGCCAGGCUGAGCUUCCACCUCUCUGGGAAUUCCUGACUUUUUUACUGUGAAGAUGAAGUUAUUGUAAUAGCAUGAAGGUCAUGGGUCUGUGUGUCUAUGAAGUGAGUCUGUCUACUGUGAGCUGAUUUUAGAACUCUGCUGUGUUGCAUCCCACUAGACCAGCAGCUUACAUUCAAGGGGACUACAAUUAUGUGACAUGAUUUGUGAAUUUGUGUGCGCAGUAGCAGUUCUGGAAUGAAGGUAGGAAAUUAGAGUGUACUCUGUUUAACCACUCUCCACGAAACCAGUGUUGAACUGUCUUUUGGAAAUAGUUGGGGAGUGUAUGCACAGGGCCUGUUGAGAUGCAUCUGUGAUGGCUUCUUAAGUGUAACAAGACCCUGAGAGCGUCCUUUGACUUAGAAUUUCUCUGGCAUGUUCUCCAGGGACUCAGGCUCUCUGAGAACUAAGAGAGUCUGUUUGUGGUCUUAUCCCAGAAAAAGACCCACAAGACAGAGCUGGGUUAUGCAAUUUCCAAUUUAAGGAGAGCCAUUUUUUUUUUUUUUAAUGUGACAAUAGGCACCUUGUUUUCUUAUGAUGGCCAUGGCUAAAUAUAUAGAUUUCCUUCCCACUUUAUACCAAGGAAAGACAAGAAAGCAGAAGGGAUUUGUAUCUGCCCCACACCAUGGCAUCAUGGUCAUGUUCCUGCUGGGCAUAGCCUGUCCCAGUGAUAGAGGGAGAUGGGGGAGUGGCUUGUGUUUGUGCUACUGAAUACGUUAGUCCACAUUGACUCUUCCUGGACAGCAGGUGUCAGGCAGGUAGUUGUAGCUGAUAGGCAACUGCCCGAGCUUGUCUCCAGGCUAGGAAGAGCUUUGGAAAUGUUGGUUCCUGUGACCUGUGGGCUUGAGGGGCCUGGCAUUCUCCCUGGGGACCCCUCUCAGGCUCAGAUUAGAUAGACAUAACAGCUUUUUGUUGUACUAAAGGUUGUAAGGGUAAGUUAUAAGGAUUUUUUUUCUUUUUCUUUUUUUUUUUUUUAAAGACAGGGUCUCAUGUAUCCUAGGCUAUCUUUGAACUCACAGUGUAGCUGAGAAUAACUUUGAUCUUUUGGUCUUUCUUCCUUCACCUCUAAAUGCUGAAGUUACAGGUGUACAACAAUAGAUCUGGUUUUGCAGUGUUAGGGACCAAACCCAGAACUUUUUUUAGUUUGGUUUUUCGAGACAGGGUUUCUCUAUGUAGCCCUGGCUGUUCUGGAACUCACUCUAUAGAGCAUGCUGGCCUCAAAGUCAGAGAUCCUCUUGCCUUUGCCUCCUUAGUGCUGGGAUUAAAGGCAUGCACCACCACCACCCAUCUCCAAUCCAGAACUCCAUGGAUGCUAGGCAAGCAUUCUACAAAUUGAGUUACAUCCUCAGUCUUUUCUUUAUUCUUUUAUCUUUUUUGUUUUUCUUUCUUCAGUGCUAAGGGUCAGGCCCCAUGCAUCUUUUUAAUUUUAAAUUUUAAAUUAUUUAUUUAUUUGGAAGCAGUGCUUUAUUAUGUAGCCCAGACUGGCUUUGGACUUGCAAUCAUCCUGCUUUAGCCAUGAAAUGUUGGGAUUACAGGUGUGUGCCAUCAUGCCUGGACCUGUUUUACAGUUUCUGGAAGCACAAAUUUUUAAUCAGAUCUUGCCUGAUUGCCUUAGAAGCUAGGUUAAUACCUGAGAUUCAGCCUGAGGCAGCUGAGACCUUUGGGAAGAAAUGAUGUUUUACUGGUAGAGGUGUUAGAGGCUGGAUUAGCUCCAUUUUCUUGCUUCCUGAGGUCAUGUUAGCUUUUCUCUGAGUGUCUGGGGCCAUAUUGGCUUCUGACUUUUUAUUUAUUUGUUUUUUUAACAGUUAUAAUAAUGUCACCAAAAUAAGAUGCAUAUAGCUUGGGGAGAAAAAAAGAAAAAAAAACAGAAUCAUGGGCUUGGGGGUUAAACUCAGCGAUGGAAUGCUUGUCUACCAAGUACGAAGCUCAGUGUGGCAUUGGUUGUAUGGUGGUGAGCAAAGCUGCGUUCCAAAGGUGAUGGUCUAGGUUUGAUCCCUGGCAACAAAACAGAAAGCAGAGGGAAAAUCCUUAGGGUCAUUCCCAUUGUUGCUGUCUGUGAGCAAAGAGGAAGUUCAAGGAAAAGUGUCCUAGCACCAGCUCUGCCUCGGGUGCUGCGGAAACACAGAAGGCAUGUUGUUGUGCCACUGAGCACCAUACGAGAAACCCUAGCUGUCUCUUGUCGGACCAGACGCUCUUUGGUGCCUGCUCAUUGAGACCUGGCUCUUGAGCCAUCCCUGCUUCUUAGAAUGGGUAGGGUGACCCUGACAGGUCACUAUGGCAGCAGCUUUGCCAGAGUCAAGGCUGGGCCCUCCCUGUGUAAUCCCCCUUCUUUUAAGUACAUGAGUGUUUUGCUGAGAGGAGUCACCUUCCUUGUUUUCUGUGCACAUUAUCAGUAGUUUGAAUUUCUCCAGUUUCAUAUUAGAAGAAGCAUGAUGAAUUAAUAAAACAAAACAAACAAACAAGAAAAAACCCUGAGCCCCCAGAUCUGUGAACAUGCCAGUGGUGUGAUGGUCCAAGCAUUCAUCUGUCCAGCAGGUGAGGUCAGUAGGAGUCAGGCCAUCAGCUGUGUCUUCCACUCUGCGGUGAAGAGCCAUGAGUUGUGAGGGCUUGUGGAUGGCUGGGGAAGUUGCUGCCUGCGUGCUCUUGUGUAUACAGCAUCUUGCCUUCUCUCCCUCACCUGUCCCCAGAAGGCCUUGGCAGGGAUGCUUCAAGCAAUAACACUGUCCAGAGAGCAACUCCUCCAUGUGGUAAUGGGACUAAGGUUGGCUUGGUUAUGAGACCAGGAGGUUAGGUCUUCAGGAUUUGAAAUCGAACAGUGAGGGACAUUUCUUUCAGGCUUUGCGGCCUUGUUCUCCACAAACAGGUUGGUCUUCACUGCUUAUGCUGAGAGGAGCUUUAAAGCAAGGGAGAGCUGAGAAUGUCUUUUCCCUCAGAAUGUGCUGUGGUGUUUGCUCUUCACCACACUCCAUCCAUCAGGAUGAUGCAGCUUUAACAUGAAUGUCACAUUUUAUUUUCAAGGAAUUAUUACCCAUGUCUCCUUUGUAAAGGAGAGAUACUAUUGUAAAUCUUUUUAUUAAAUAAUGUAAAGAUGUAUAUCUGUAUUUUUGGAUCAUGGAUUAUGGAUAUAUUGUUUUAAUAAAUAAAGUAUUUUUUGGGAAGAAA
Molecule: messenger RNA, 4758 nt
Organism: Meriones unguiculatus (Mongolian gerbil)
Lineage: Eukaryota; Metazoa; Chordata; Mammalia; Rodentia; Muridae
Gene: Ing5
Product: inhibitor of growth family member 5
Exons: 8
Coding region: 241-882 (213 amino acids)
Biological process (GO): positive regulation of apoptotic signaling pathway; positive regulation of DNA-templated transcription
Cellular component (GO): nucleus
Molecular function (GO): chromatin binding
Source: RefSeq, a predicted model, not a curated record